Molecule: messenger RNA, 2019 nt
Organism: Gossypium raimondii (Peruvian cotton)
Lineage: Eukaryota; Viridiplantae; Streptophyta; Magnoliopsida; Malvales; Malvaceae
Product: disease resistance-like protein DSC1
Exons: 2
Coding region: 430-987 (185 amino acids)
Biological process (GO): defense response
Source: RefSeq, a predicted model, not a curated record
CUUAAUAUUUCCAAAAAAAAAAAAGGAAAAAGGAGUGGUAUGUGUAAGUGAAAAUGAUAUACAUGUAUGCAUUCAUCAUCGUUGAGCUGUAAGCUUUAGUUGUUGCAUUCGAUUGUAUCUAUUUUCUUUCACUCUCUCUUUAGCAGCUGUAUAUCAUGAUUUCUAGCGGUGUGAGUUUGUGAAUAUUAGCUCCAAUUCUUUUAAGCUGUAUUAUUCAAACUCGGAUGUUGGUCUUAUAUAUGCGUAUGUGUUUAGUAUGAGCAUAUUCAGUAUUUUUUUCAUGAUCAUCUCUUCGUAUAUGUGUUCGAAUAUGUGUUGGAUAUAACUGUUAGGCAUGAGCAUUUCAAAAAAGAAGAGAUGAAGCAACAUAACUUUUAGAUACUACAAGUCUUGUAUAUAUGUAAUUAUAUUGUUAUUCUAUCUAGGGAAAUGAACUCUUACUUUGAGCGCGGAUGCUUUCUUGAAGAUGAAAAAUUAAGAUUACUUAGAGUCUUUUGUCACUCAAAUUGUUGUGAUCUUGUAUAUCUUUCUAGUGAGCUACGGCUUUUAGAUUGGACGGGAUAUCCUUUCAAAUCCCUACCUUUAAGCUUCAAACCAGAAAACCUUGUUGCAAUUCUCCUAUCUUAUAGCAACUUUGAACAACCGUGGAAGGAAAACAAACCCAUGCAUAAGUUGAAAGUGAUCAACCUCCAAGGGUCUGAAAACUUGAUCAAGACACCAAACUUCAAAAUGGCCCCAAAUAUUGAAAGUUUGGUUUUGGAAUGUUGUACUAGAUUAGCGUAUGUUGAUCCAUUCGUUGGAGUUCUUAAGAGGCUUAAGCUUUUGAAUUUAAGAGGCUGCAAAAGUCUUAGGUGUCUUCCAACCAAAAUUGGAAUGGAAUCUCUUGAAGAAUUAAUUCUUUCAGGUUGCUCAAAUCUUAAAAGCUUUCCGGAGAUUGAUGGUAAGAAAUGUCUGCUAAGACUUUAUUUAGAUGGAACAAACAUUUAACAACUUCCCCCAUCAAUUGGACAUCUGAGAAGUCUUGUUUUGUUAAAUUUGAAAGAUUGCAGGAACCUUGUGAGUCUCCCAGGGAGCAUAGGUGGGUGUACAAGUUUAAAAACUCUUAAUCUUUCUGGCUGUUAUAAAGUUGAAAAUUUGUUGGUGUUAUAGGCAGUUAGCAAGCUGGUUUUGGCUUGCUUGAUCAGCAAGCCUCGUGGCUUGGGAAAGAAACAAAAGCAGAAAAUGCCUUAAAAGAAAAACAGAAUAAAAGCAAAGGAAAAAUGGGAGAGCAUUUGAAUGAAAAACAAGCUAAGAUUUUUCAUUAACAAAACAUUGGCGUGUUGCCAUUACAUAUAUCAAAUAUGAGUCAAGCUUACAAGUCAAAAUUCUACCGAAACAUUUACCUAACACCACUUAAUACAUUGAAAGAUAGCUAGACUAGCUUGCUCUAGUUACUUUGCUGAAUUUCAGUCAAUCAACAUCUGAAAUUCCAUCAAAAAGAUUUACCAACUAAGUUUAAGUCUAGCUAGAUUACAAAAUGAUCAUUGGAGUAACCAAAAAGAAAAGAAACAGAACAGUAGCAUUGUGCUUCAGCUGAUGCAAGGCUUGGCUCGACUGCUUGUUGUGCUUCAUGCUGCAUGUGACCUACUUGGCCACCUUUGCUGCUUCACAUGAUGCAUGGAAACUAACUUCAACAAAAUUUACCAGAGAAUUUGCAGAAAGUAGAAUUCUUGGAGGAGCUUGACUUAAGUGAAACAUCCAUGACAAAACCACCACCCUUCAUUUUUCAAUUUAAAAAUCUUAAAGUUCUUUCUUUUAAUGGGAGAAAGGGACCUCCUUCCAAGUUACAAAAAUAUCUGUCUUCUCUGUUAAAGGUAUUCCAAAGAGGAAGGACAAAUUCCAUGGCUCUAAUGUUGCCUUCGUUGUUAGGUUGGAGUUCAUUAACUAGGCUGAAUCUAAGGGACUGCAAUCUUUGUGAAGGAGAUAUUCCUAGUGAUAUUUCUCGUCUAUCCUCUUUGCAAUGCCUUGAUCUUAGCGGUA